This is a messenger RNA of Neopsephotus bourkii (Bourke's parrot), 3396 nucleotides long. RefSeq names its product protein phosphatase 2 regulatory subunit B'delta (gene PPP2R5D). Lineage: Eukaryota; Metazoa; Chordata; Aves; Psittaciformes; Psittacidae. Gene Ontology annotation, molecular function: protein phosphatase activator activity. The coding region runs from base 111 to 1907 and encodes 598 amino acids. The transcript is spliced from 16 exons. The record is from RefSeq and is a predicted model, not a curated record. Gene Ontology annotation, biological process: signal transduction; protein dephosphorylation. Gene Ontology annotation, cellular component: protein phosphatase type 2A complex; nucleus; cytosol.
GUUGAUAGGCAGAGCGGCGCGGCUGGCCCAAUGGGAGCGGGGCGCUGCGGCCGGGCCCGGGCGCAGGCGACAGCGGCGGGGCGCGGAGCGGCCGGGGCCCAGCGCUCAUCAUGCCCUGCAAGCUGAAGAAGGAGAAGGAGUCCCCGAAGUCGACCAAAAGCAGCACAAAGGCCGGCAGCAGCGGUGGCGGGAAGGAUGGAGGGGCAGAGAAUUCCGAAGAGGAACAGCAGCAGCAGCAGCAGCAGCAGCAGACACCAGCUUCAAAUAAGCGGCCCAGUAACAGCGCUCCCCCCCCAACCCAGCUGAAUAAGAUCAAGUACUCUGGGGGACCCCAGAUUGUGAAGAAGGAGCGCAGGCACAGCUCUUCCCGCUUCAAUCUGAGCAAAAACCGGGAGCUCCAAAAGCUCCCAGCCCUUAAAGAUGCUCCUCCACAUGAACGAGAAGAGCUUUUCAUCCAGAAGCUGCGGCAGUGCUGCGUGCUUUUUGACUUCAUUUCUGACCCCCUCAGUGACCUGAAGUUCAAGGAGGUGAAGCGAGCAGGUCUCAACGAGAUGGUAGAAUACAUCACUCACAACCGUGAUGUUGUCACUGAGGCCAUCUAUCCUGAAGCUGUUAUCAUGUUUUCAGUGAACCUCUUCCGGACGCUCCCGCCAUCAUCCAACCCCACAGGCGCGGAGUUUGACCCUGAGGAAGAUGAGCCUACACUAGAGGCUGCCUGGCCACACCUGCAGCUGGUGUAUGAGUUCUUCCUCCGGUUCUUGGAAUCACCUGAUUUUCAACCAAACGUAGCCAAGAAAUACAUCGACCAGAAGUUUGUACUGUCUCUGCUGGAUCUCUUUGACAGUGAAGACCCCAGAGAACGAGACUUCCUAAAGACUAUUCUGCACAGGAUCUAUGGGAAGUUCCUGGGUCUGCGAGCGUAUGUGAGGCGGCAGAUCAACAAUAUAUUUUACAGGUUCAUCUAUGAAACAGAGCACCACAAUGGGAUUGCAGAACUGCUGGAGAUCCUGGGAAGUAUAAUCAAUGGGUUUGCUUUGCCUCUGAAGGAAGAGCACAAGAUGUUCCUCAUCAGAGUCUUGUUACCCCUGCACAAGGUGAAGUCUCUCAGUGUUUACCACCCACAGUUGGCGUACUGUGUUGUACAGUUCUUGGAGAAAGACAGCAGCCUGACAGAGCCAGUGAUCGUGGGCUUGCUGAAGUUCUGGCCAAAAACUCACAGCCCCAAGGAGGUGAUGUUCCUGAACGAGCUGGAGGAGAUCUUGGAUGUGAUUGAGCCAUCUGAGUUUGUGAAAGUCAUGGAGCCCUUGUUCAGGCAGUUGGCCAAGUGUGUCUCCAGCCCACACUUCCAGGUGGCAGAGCGAGCACUGUACUACUGGAACAACGAAUAUAUCAUGAGCCUAAUCAGCGAUAACGCAGCCAAAAUCCUCCCGAUCAUGUUUCCAGCGCUCUACAAGAACUCCAAGAGUCACUGGAACAAGACAAUCCAUGGGCUGAUAUACAAUGCACUGAAGCUGUUCAUGGAGAUGAACCAAAAGCUUUUUGAUGAUUGCACACAGCAAUACAAGGCAGAGAAGCAGAAGGGAAGGUUCAGGAUGAAGGAACGAGAAGAAAUGUGGCAGAAAAUAGAGGAGCUGGCCCGGCUGAACCCCCAGUACCCCAUGUAUUACGCACCUCCACCAUUGCCUCCUGUCUGCUGUAUGGAAACGGAGACCCCCACUGCGGAGGACAUACAGCUACUGAAGAAAACAGUGGAGACAGAAGCUGUGCAGAUGCUGAAAGACAUAAAGAAGGAUAAAGUGUUGCUGCGCCGGAAAUCUGAGCUUCCUCAGGACGUCUACACUAUAAAAGCCCUGGAGGCCCACAAGAGAGCAGAAGAGUUCCUCACCUCAAGCCAGGAGGCAAUCUGACAGGCUCAGGAGCUGGCUCGGGAAGCUCUGCCCCAUCCCUUUCCCCCAGGGGUCACGGAAACACACUCAGUUCUCAUGUAUAACUAAGGAAUGAACAUGGUGAGCUGUGCCUGUCCUCCACUCCAUCUGCAUCCCUCCAGGGUAGAGCUGGGUUUACGUUAUAACUUGUAUUUUAACCACUGUCAUGUCCUUCUGCUUUUCCUCCUUUCUUCUGCUUUUCCACCUUGGGUGUGUGUGCGUGAAGGGAGCCUGCCUGCCCUGCCAUUGUGUCAGCCCGGGUAGGAGCUGCUUCAUUCCCAGCUGCCACCUGAUCCUUACUCAGCCUGGGAGCCAGACCCCGCUGCCCUGGCUCUGCGUUGGCCAGAGGUGACCGCGUGUGGCUCAGCGUGCUGCUGCGAUCCCCAAGUGCCAAGGCUCUGCCAUGCCUGCCCUGUGCAGCCAAGCCCUGCCGUGCUCAGGGGUUGAGCUGAGCAUGGAGCAGAGUUCUGCUGCCUCUCUGCUCUGCCUUGGGGUGCAGCAAUGCAGCUGGAGGGUCUUACAUACACCAGAGAUGUCUGCUUCCACCUUUCUUUUGCUUCAAGCCCCUUGUUCUGUUCCCCUGUCAGUGGAGUGGGGGUUCAGUGCUUUGCCACCCCCAGUAAAGCUGGGUGCAAGCACUACAUACUAUUGCAGCCCUCCCUUUAGAGCAUCCUUAGAAGCUCUCCUGUGGGAAAGUGAAUUCCUUCAGCUGUUUGUGUUGGUCUGUACUGACUUGUCUCCAUCACGGUGUCUUGGGUUAAUUGUGGGCCCAGAAUUAGCUUCCUGCUUUGUAGCAGAUGUCAGCCACUGACUUUGCUUUCUUCCUCUACCUGCUCAAUUAAAAUACUCCUGUAGCUCUCCCUUUGUUGCUAUAGCUCAUCCUUUGCUCUGCAGUGGCCAGGGUUUCUAGGAAGCUUGUGCUGCUAAAGUAAUUUCUGCAAACUAGUGGAAGCAAUGGAUGCACAUCACGGGGCCAGGCUGAGUUUCUGAGUAUUCAGUUGUCUCCUCUCUGUGACCAAUGGCUUGGUGCUACUGCUGAACUGCUUCCAUGGGUGCUCUGAGAGAAGUCCACCUUGCCGUGUUGCUCUGGCACCUGCUGUGGCAAGAGGCCCUUGUUGGUUGUCAUAUGGUGCAUCAGGGACUUCUUGUGCUAAUUUAGCCUUUAGAGCACGCUUGGGUGCUACUGUUUAUCCAGCUUUCUCCCUACCUUUUCUUGGUGCAGAUUCAGUGCCAGGCCAAGGUGCCACCUCAAAGGGGCCAGCUUGUGAUAGCAAAGGGUCUUCCUCACUUCUUACCUGCUGCGCCUGCUUUCUUGACACAUCAGCUUAAGUGGGCUUGCGAUAGCUUAGGGGGUCAGUGCUGGUCUGAUGCUGCUCUGCAGCACUGUGGGAUGUUGCAGAAGGUCCUGGUGUUAUCUUCUUGUCCUCACCAGUAAACCAUUCCCAGGUCAGAGGUUCGUCCCCCCUAAUCU